This is a messenger RNA of Trypanosoma grayi, 531 nucleotides long. RefSeq lists its product as hypothetical. NCBI's taxonomy places the organism in Eukaryota, Euglenozoa, Kinetoplastea, Trypanosomatida, Trypanosomatidae. Bases 1 to 531 code for a protein of 176 amino acids. The record is from RefSeq and is a predicted model, not a curated record. The transcript has a single exon.
AUGAAGCUCGGUCUUUCUCUUAUCACCCUUGCAGUCCAAGUUCUCGUCCUCGGGCUUAUGGUGUUUGCUAUGCUGGUGCCAACGAACGGUAUGGAAGAAACAGAUUCCAAAACGGUCUACUGCAUCAAUUUUUGGGCAUCGGGGGUCUGCACAGAGCAUGCCUCUCCAAUAAGCAAGCUUGAGUGCAGCGGCGUGAAAGGGGCGAUGCAGGCUGGCGCGGCAUUUUCAAUCAUAUCAAUGGUUCUCUCUGUUGCCGUUGUGGUCCUGCUCAUCUUGAGGGGUAAGUUCUCUGGGUCGAAUUGGGCGCCACGGAUAGCUGCGAUGCUCUGUGCCAUCGCCAUUCUUAUUGUGUUGGUUGUGAUUCUUAUUGCGAUGGGCCAGCACUGCACUCUCGAAGCUGAGUCCUCCGGGAAUACGGUGGUCUUUGAUACCCACAACGGCACUUCUCGGGGGCUCGGUUUGGGGUUUAUUCUUGUGUGUAUCGCUCUUGUAUUGGAGAUUGUCGUUGCCAUACUUUCCUUCGUAUUCUGA